AUUUAAGGUGGAGCGGGUCCAUUCCAGUAAGAGGCUGACUUCAGAUUCGUGUGCGACACGAUGUCUGGAGCUGUUAGACUUUAACGUUAUUCCUUAUUCGCCUGGCAUGUUUACCAGAUUCAGGGUUUUUAUAUCCCAUACUCCAACACAGGGGGCGAGCAGGCUCGUUGCUGAUUUUUGAGCAGCAGUCGAAGCAAAACUGUGUUUGGUUCCGCAGAUGAGAUGAGAGGCGAGUCAGGCCGGCUGUAGACGGAGUGGAUUAGCCAGCAUUUCGAGGAGAAGCUUGUUAUGUCCGGCCCCACCUGGCUGCCUCCGAGGACUCUGGGUAGUCCUGAGCGACCUGCAGCACAGAUGUCACAUGCUGGACCUGCCUACUACAGACUGCCCAAAAAGGGUCCUUCUGACCAGAGGCCCAGAUAUGGUGUUUAUGACCAAAAUGGAGCAGCAGUCGGACAUGGUGUACCGACAAGGUACAUGGCCACUGGACCCUCAGGUGGAAGCAUGUAUCACCAGCAUCAGGAUGACCUUUCAGGGCCGUCCCCAUACCACCCCAAAACAGGAGAGCACUACUAUCCUCCAGCAGAUGGGUCCAAAGAUAACCACCUCUCCUGGAGCCCACACAUGGCCAGCUACGAUCACCAUGCUCGAGGCUCUGAUAAGCACCUCUCUAGUAUUGAUGCAGAGAUAGACUCUCUCACCUGCAUGCUGGCUGACAUGGACAGCCACCCUCCAAAUUCAAGCACACAGCUAUACGAUAAUGUGCCUUACAACAAGCACCUACCCAGCGACCGCUACAAACCCUCUGGCCAGACGGGAGUACCGUCCCAGGCUAGACCCUCCAUGGGCUACCCUCCUCAUCCUCAGAGUCAGUACCAUUCCUCUCCUCCUUACACCUCCACUCCACAGCCAGAGUACGCCUAUCCGUCCCCUUCUUCCUCCGCCCCUAAACCAUACCCCCAGCCAGUGCCUGCCUCCUACACCACUGCCUCCACUCCCACUGGGCCUCGCUUCAGCGUGCAAGUCAAAACUGCCCAGCCUGUUACCUACUCUCAGAGCGGACGGCAGGCAGAGCAAGCCUACACUCCGCCCCCUCCCCGCCAGCAUGCUUCUCGCCCCACUCAACAAGACCGCCCUCAUUACCCUGAAGUGGCAGGACAGGGACAGGGCUGGUACCCACCACCUCCCCCUCCAGCCCAGGAGGCUCACGGUGACCCGGCAACGUAUAAGGGGGGAUCAGGUCAAGUUCAAGCACCGAUCAGGGUACAGGGACCGCCAGGGAAAAAAGGACAAGAACAGGGGUCAGCAUACCAACCUAGCAAGGGGCCACUGCCGAGACCAGAGGAGGAGUUGGAUCGGCUCACUAAGAAGUUGGUGUACGACAUGAAUCAUCCCCCUGCAGAAGAAUACUUUGGCCGCUGUGCAAGAUGUGGGGAUAAUGUGCUAGGUGAUGGCAGUGGCUGUAUUGCUAUGGAGCAAGUAUUCCACGUGGAGUGUUUUACGUGCAUCACCUGCCAUGCUCGCCUUAGAGGCCAGCCUUUCUAUGCACUGGACAAAAAAAGCUACUGUGAGAGCUGUUACAUUAGCACACUGGAGCGGUGCUCGAAGUGCUCCAGCCCAAUCCUGGACCGCAUCCUGCGGGCAAUGGGUAAAGCCUACCAUCCACGCUGCUUCACCUGUGUGGUCUGUGGCUGCUGCUUGGACGGGGUGCCCUUCACUGUGGAUGCUGCCUCCCAAAUCCACUGCAUUGAGGACUUUCACAGGAAGUUUGCCCCACGCUGCUCUGUGUGCGGCCAGCCCAUAAUGCCUGAGCCAGGCCAGGAGGAGACUGUGAGGAUUGUCGCUCUGGACCGCAGCUUCCAUGUGAACUGCUAUGUGUGUGAGGAGUGUGGGUUGCUUCUCUCAUCUGAAGGAGAGGGCAGAGGCUGCUAUCCUCUGGAUGGCCACAUUCUGUGCAAGAGCUGCAGUGCCCGACGAAUCCAAGACCUCUCUGCCAAAAUCUCUACCGACUGCUAACGACUUCUUUCAUCUUUUCUCUAUCUUGCCACUCUGGUAUUUGAUGUUGUCUGUGAGGGAUGUUCGUAGAGACAGUUCACCAUUUUCAAAUUCCUACUCCUGUUUCACCCCUUUAUAUUAGCAGAAAGCAGGUAAUUGAAUAACCUCAUGUAACAAAUAGCUGAAUUCCACAUGCUCAGGGUUUAUAGUUCAAGUCAUGAAAUAAGAAUGAAGUUUGAGUCCUUUACAUGGGCCAUUUUAAUGAAACAGAUGGUGAGUUUACAGUGGAUAUAAAUAUUGGGUGUGUGUGUGUGUGUGUGUGUGUGGGUGUGUGUGGGUGUGGGGUUGUUCAUGUUUUGCUCACUUCUCUGAACAGGGUUAGGGUUUGAUCAGGGUACCUUUUUACUUUAUAGUAAAGAAUCACUGCCGCUGAGAAUCUGUUUUAUUGAUUUAUCUUCAAUAAUCCAAAAAUUUUUAGUCACUCAAACAGUCGUGAUGAGAUUUACUUUGUUGACUUUAUUCUGCAUAUCGCCAUAUCGCUACUGUCGGAACGAAACCUCGUAUCUCCAAAAUGUUGACAUUACAGCAGAAGGAAAACAUCAUCUUUACUUUCAGUGUAAGUCAAUGGAACCAGACAUUAUCAACAUUUUUGGCCAUUUCUUUUGGUCCAUUUAUCAUGAAGUUUAUACACAGUGUAAAGAACAGAAGGCAUUUUCAAAUUAUGUUAAAAACUGCCAAAAAUGGAGAUACGAGGUUUUGUCCCAACAGCAGCGACAUCCUCUAGUUCAGAACUUUGUCUGUGCUGUGUAGACGUCCCUUUCCUGUAACCAGGAAGAGUCACACAGCAAAAAUACUUGAGCAGCAUCUUAAAUGAUUUUAAAUAUAAGCAAUUUGUCUAAUACUUCUCAGUGUGGGGUCAUUGUGAGGAUAGUACAAAUUAUUCAUCCUGUGUAUUCCUAGGCAUCUUUACUUCUACAAAGUGAUUUGGUGAAAUUGUCUUCAAGUAGUCCACGAUGCAAGCGGAGCUAGUGCAGUUAUCAAUGUAAAACCUGUGUACAAUAAGCUAAAAUGUCUUGAAAUUUGGGUUGUUUAAUGAUUGGGCAGAUUAAAAAAAUUAGCAGUGGACUAGUGUUUAGAUUUUGCCCAUAUUUCAAACAGAUAUUUACAAUGUAUUUAUUGCAUUCUGGGACAGCAGAAUGUUUGGGCUAUGCUGGGCUAUUUUAUUCAUUUCAUGCAUUUGUAACCCUCUACAAAUAUUGGCUGCAAAAGUUUAAUCACCCCACGUCAAAAUACAAUUUUUAUUUAUUUUUUUUUUUAAGUGAAAAUAAGUUAACACAUCCUCCACCUCUGCACAUCUAGUUUUUUAAGCAGUUUAGCUUGUUAGUUGAUUCUCCAUCAUGAUGUUAAUUUUUCAUUUUAUAAAUGCUAAGUUUUAAUAUUAACACCAUUGCUGUUGACAUGUACGCCCGAUCAGCAUAAGCCCAAAAUUUCCCUGUCGUUGCAUCCCUACUUGAAAUGGGUUAAUCUUGCCAUUUUCUCACAACAACUUCGUAUUGAGACGUAUGAGAUUUUGUCUGUAUUUUGUCCAAAUUUACAAGGUGCUUACAUUUAAGAUGUUUUUGCUCACCAAGAGAACUUUUUUGCAGUACAUUUGAUAUUUUGCUCAUCCAAUUUAAAAGGUCCUUUAGCCUCUGUCCUCAAUAUAGAGUGUCUGUUACUAUUAAACACUAACCUCAGCAGCUUCAGCAGGAAGUGUUAAACAUAUCAGUGAACAAUAUUUUUAACACUUGAAUUGGUCAUUAUCGUGUGUUUAAUACCUACGAUUUAACCUUGAAUCAUGGCAAUGAUGACUAAUACAAUGGCAGCCUUUUCGACGUGUGUGUGUGUGUAUAUAUAUAUAAAAAAUGAUGCUGCAUUUUCUGUGGCCGGCUGAAAGUUGGUGGAUUUGCUCUUUAUCUGGCUUUUUGAUUUGGAGCUAAUUUUUCCUACCCAUACCUAAACCAUCUCAGAUCAGCAUCAGCGGGAACCAUGUUCCAGCACAGCUAAAUGAAGGAAUUUUGAGUGAGUGUUACUUGGGAUUCAUCUAUGGAAUGCAGUAAAAUUACUUGUGUGUGCUCUGUUAGAUCAUGCAGGUUGAUUACUGUGAAGUAGUAACUUCUAUGAGGAAAAAGUUGCUGUAAAUCACGGGUGUGAAACUGAGGGUUCGAGUCCGGCACAAACUUUCCUGCUCAAACAUACCUGAGCAGGAAAGUCCCCAAAGUGUGUAGAUAUCUGGCCCUCCAGAACUGGAGUUCCCCACCCCUGCUGCAAAUGGACUCAGUGGAGCAGUGAAAAGAUUUGUAGUGUAGUGAGUGAAACACUCGGAUAGAUGAUCUUUAGCUCGGAGCCUCUUGAAUGUGAGGUUAACGUAUCGUAGCAAUCAGGGCAGGUGGAAUUUGAGCUUGCUUUUUGGAAUCUUUGGUAAAUGGAUUUCUAUAAAACAUUGAACUUACUCAACAUAUAAUGCAUGAAUAAUUUUACAUCCUGAAGGUCAUUUAACGGUUGGUAUUGUGCCAUAGGGGUUGCUGUGGCUGGAAUAUCAGUUUGCCAUCCUUUUUUGGGGGGGGUAUUUCCGUUUUUGCCACAUAGAAAAGAGGUCAUUUAUGAUUCAUUACUUUUACUACUCAUUAGUAGUUGGGCUUUUCUUUACUGGUAUAACUAUUAGAUGAAGUGUGUUAAUUGACUUUGUUGUUUUUGUUUUGUUUUUUGUUACAUCAGCCUCAAUGCGUUGAAUAGGUAUUCUUGAUGUGACAGUAUAUUCAUCUUGCGGAGUGGUGAAUGUUGAGAAUUAGUCCAUUUAUACACAGUGAUCAAAGUGAACACAAAGUACAGAAUAACAGUUGCAGUUUUAUUUACUGAAUUUGAAACAGAAUUUUGUUUGAAUGUGCCAUCGUUUAACUGGAAUAUUUUUUUAAUUUUUUUUUGGUCCAAUACCCAGAUGUGGUAUGUCUUAUUUUCCCAAAUAGUUUCAUUGUUUAUUUACUUCUGCUUUUAAUGCCGUGUUACUGAGCACCCAGUAACUCCCUCAGGUGUGAUAUUUUUCUGUUUUUUUUUUUUUUUAAAUUAAAUGUAUCUCUGGAUGUUUUUGCCUUGUUUCUGCCCUGGUGUAUCUUAUCCCUGCCCACUAGUGCUAAUGAACAAGUGUCCUUGUUGCUGCAGAGUUCACCUUGUGUUUUUUGUAAAACUAUGAAGUUGGCACUCUAUAAUGAUCAUUUACCUGUACACAUACUUUUUUUUUUUUUUUUUUUUUUUUUUUUGGGGGGGGGGGCUCUUCUCUGAUAAAUGUAAGAAAAAAAUCUCAACUCAUAAAUCCAUCCAUGUUUUCAGCAA
Molecule: messenger RNA, 5361 nt
Organism: Pygocentrus nattereri (red-bellied piranha)
Lineage: Eukaryota; Metazoa; Chordata; Actinopteri; Characiformes; Serrasalmidae
Gene: trip6
Product: thyroid hormone receptor interactor 6
Exons: 10
Coding region: 289-2013 (574 amino acids)
Biological process (GO): cell-cell adhesion
Cellular component (GO): focal adhesion; stress fiber
Source: RefSeq, a predicted model, not a curated record